UCUUAUCUUAUCUACACUCCUCUCUUCAUCUUCAGACCAACUACCCUCAUUCCCAUUUCACUGUUAACCAUGGCUGAAACUCUUGCAAAUGAACUCCUCAAAGUUCUUGUUAAGAAGAUGACCGAUGAAGCCUUCAAGCGAAUUGCUCGUGCUCAGGGUAUUCACAACGAGCUCAAGGAGUUGAAGACCACACUGUCCAGAAUCCAAGAUCUGCUUACCGAUGCUUCCCAGAAGGAGGUGACUCAUAAAUCUGUCAAAUCAUGGCUGAAUGCUCUCCAACAUUUGGCUUACGAUAUCGAUGACGUACUCGACGAUUUGGCUACCGAAGAAAUGCAUCGUGAGCUCACCCUGCAGGAACCUGCAGCAUCCACCAGCAAGGUAAGAAAGCUCAUCCCAUCAUGCUGCACAAAUUUCUCACUAACUCAUAGGCUGUCUCCCAAGUUAGAUCGUAUUAACAGAGAGUUAGAAAAUCUAGAAAAACGAAAAACGGAUCUAGGUUUGCUUAAGAUUGAUGAGAAGCCAAGAAAUACUAGUAGAAGAAGCGAAACCUCUUUGCCAGAACGCGAUGUUGUCGGAAGAGAAGUUGAGAAAGAGCAAUUGCUUAAAAAGUUGCUGGGGGAUGAUGAUGGGUCAUCUCAGGAUAACUUUAGCGUCUUACCUAUAGUUGGUAUGGGUGGGGUUGGAAAAACCACUCUCGCUAGACUUUUGUAUAAUGAUACAAAGGUGCAGGAUCACUUUGAACCCAAGGCAUGGGUUUGUGUUUCAGAUGAUUUUGAUAUCUUCAAGAUAACUGAUGCUAUCCUUCAAGAUGUGACUAAAGAAAACAAUAAAUUUAAAGAUCUAAAUCAGCUUCAAAAGGCCCUCACUGAGCAAUUUAAGGACAAACGAUUUCUACUAGUAGUUGAUGAUGUAUGGAGUGAAAACUAUGGUGAUUGGGAAAACCUAGUGCGCCCAUUUCUAUCAUGUGCUCCUGGAAGUAGGAUAAUCAUGACAACUCGUAAGGAGCAAUUGCUCAAACAGAUAGGUUUUCAUAAUGUAGACCGUCUCAAGAGUUUGUCGAAUGAAGAUGCAUUGCGUUUAUUCGCAGUACAUGCAUUGGGGGUAGAUAACUUCGACUCACACACGACACUUAAACCGCAAGGUGAAGGUAUUGUGAAAAAGUGUGGUUGUCUGCCUUUGGCUUUAAAGGCAAUUGGAAGGCUUUUAAGGACAAAAACAGAUAGAGAAGACUGGGAUGACGUGUUGAAUAGCGAGAUAUGGGAUGUAGAAACUGGUAAUGCCACUGAAAAUGCUAAAGAUGUGGAAAAUAGUGAUAAGAUUGUUCCGGCACUUAGGAUAAGCUACCAUGAACUUUCUGCAGAUUUGAAGCAGUUGUUUGCAUACUGUUCCUUGUUCCCCAAAGACUUUUUGUUUGACAAGGAGGAGUUGGUAUCAUUGUGGAUGGCAGAAGGGUUUUUGAACCCAUCUAAGUCACCAGAACGCUUGGGCCGUGAAUAUUUUGAAAUUUUAUUCUCAAGGUCAUUUUUCCAACAUGCACCUAAUGAUGAAUCAUUGUUUAUCAUGCAUGAUCUGAUGAAUGACUUGGCCACUUUUGUUGCCGGAGAAUUUUUUCUAAGGUUUGACAAUCAUAUGAAGACAAAGACAGAAACUUUGGCAAAGUAUCGCCAUAUGUCAUUUACUCGCGAGAAGUAUGUAGGUUACCAAAAGUUUGAGGCAAUCAAAGGAGCCAAAAGCUUGAGAACAUUUUUAGCAGUAUCUCUCAGUGUGGAUCCAAGUUGGAACUACUUUUUCUUAUCUAAUAAGAUUCUGGUUGACUUACUUCCUAGCUUAACAUUAUUAAGGGUUCUUUCUUUGAGUCGUUUUCAAAUAACUGAGGUACCAGAGUUCAUCGGUAGUUUGAAGCACUUGCGGUAUCUUAAUUUUUCUAGAACUAGAAUCAAAGUGUUACCGGAGAACAUUGGCAAUCUCUAUAAUUUGCAGACAUUGAUUGUUUUCGGUUGCAAAAGUUUGACUAAGUUGCCUGAAAGCUUCUCGAAGCUUAAAAAGUUGCGACAUUUUGAUAUAAGGGAUACUCCGCUUUUGGAGAAGCUGCCAUUAGGGAUUGGUGAGUUGGAAAGCCUACAGACUCUCACCAAUAUCAUCAUUGAAGGAGAUGAUGGCUUUGCAAUAAAUGAGCUCAAGGGAUUAACAAAUCUCCAUGGGAAAGUUUCCAUUGAGGGAUUGCACAAAGUGCAAAGCGCAAAGCAUGCACGGGAGGCGAACUUAUCUCAAAAAAAGAUUACUGGAUUAGAGCUGCAAUGGGUUGAUGUGUUUGAUGGCUCACGAAUGGAUACACUUGAAGAGGAAGUUCUCAAUGAGCUGAAACCUGAUAGUGAUGCGUUGAAAACACUUUCAGUCGUGUCAUACGGGGGAACACAAAUUUCAAAUUGGGUUGGUGAUCGCUCUUUUCAUGAGUUGGUUAAAGUGUCAAUACGUGGUUGUAAAAAAUGCACAUCUCUACCCCCAUUUGGGUUGCUCCCUUCACUUAAGUGGUUGCAGAUUCAAGGCAUGGAUGAGGUUAAAAUCAUAGGUUUGGAGUUAACCGGAAAUGAUGUUAAUGCCUUCCGCUCACUUGAAGUUCUAAUAUUUCAAGAUAUGUCUGUUUGGGAGGGGUGGUCAACUAUAAAUGAGGGUUCAGCAGCAGUGUUUACGUGCCUUAAAGAGCUUUAUGUAAGUAAUUGUCCACAAUUGAUUAAUGUCUCACUUCAAGCACUGCCUUCACUCAAGGUUCUUAGAAUUGGCAGAUGUGGUGAUGAUGUGUUGAGAAGUCUGGUUCAGGUAGCUUCUUCAGUCACUGAGUUGAGAAUAAGUGAUGUAUCAGGGCUUACAAAUGAGGUGUGGAGAGGAGUUAUAAGGUAUCUUAAGGAAGUUGAAGAAUUAAGUAUCGGGGGAUGUAAUGAAAUAAAAUACUUGUGGGAAUCAGAAACAGAGGCAAGUAAGCUUCUUGUGAGAUUAAAGGAACUGAGAUUAGAGUUUUGUUCAGGUUUGGUAAGUUUAGAAGAGAAAGAGGAGGAUGACAAUUUUGGGAGCAGCACCGGCCUGUUAUCUCUUAGAAGGUUGUAUGUAAAGUAUUGUAGUAGCAUAAAGCGUUUAUGCUGUCCAAAUAGCAUUGAGAGUUUGGAUAUUGAAGCUUGUUCAGUUAUUACAGAUGUCUACCUCCCAAAAGAAGGAGGGAAUAAGCUCAAAUCACUUCGUAUAAGAAAUUGUGAUAAACUUGAGGGAAAAAUCAACAACACAAGCAUGCCAAUGCUUGAAACCCUACGUAUUUAUAAAUGGGAAAAUCUAAGAUCAAUCAGUGAAUUGAGUAACUCCACUCACCUCACCAGCGUGGAUAUAAUACGAUGCCCACAUAUGGUGUCACUUCCAGAGCUUCAGCUAUCAAACCUCACCCGUUUGGGAAUUGGUAAAUGUGAAAAUCUUGAGUCAUUACCCGAGCUAUCAAACCUCACCAGUUUGUCAAUUUGGACAUGUGAAAGUCUGGAGUCAUUACCUGAACUAUCAAAUCUCACCUUUUUGUCAAUUAGUGAUUGUAAACGUCUGGUGUCAUUACCUGAGCUAAAGAAUCUCGCCUUGUUAAAAGAUCUGAAAAUCAGAAGGUGUCCAGGCAUUGAUGUUUCCAUUCAUGGUGGGUGUUGGCCUCCCAAAUUGUGUUCCCUUGAACUAGAAGGGUUGAAGAAGCCCAUAUCAGAGUGGGGGGAUCUGAAUUUUCCAACUUCUCUUGUUGACCUAACGUUAUAUGGUGAACCCCAUGUGAGUGAUUUUAGUCAAUUGUCCAACCUUUCCCCUUCUUCUCUUACAUCUCUGGACAUAACUGGAUUUGAUAAACUGGAAUCACUAUCAAUAGGACUCCAACACCUCACAUCCCUUCAACAUCUGGCCAUUUUCAGCUGCCCAAAGGUGAACGAUCUACCAGAGACGCUGUUACCUUCACUUUUGAGUUUGAGAAUAGAAGAAUGCCCAAAAUUGAAAGAAAGGUGUGAAGGAAGAGGCUCCCACUACUGGCCCCGAAUCUCUCAUAUCCCCAAAAUCGAAAUUGAAGACUAAUUGAAAGAAAGUCACUGAAAACAGAUUUCCUGUCGUAAAUACCAAAUCACCGGAUGUAAAACGACAUCGUACCCCCAUCUUCACACAUCAUAUCGGAUUUAUAAAGCUAUCACAGCCGGUGACUUCGUCGACAGCUGUAACUUUCCGGCGACCCGUCUUCGAACCGCUGCUCACACCCUCAGGUAACAAUUAGCAUCGUCAAACCUCUAAUUAACCCAUCUUCGAACCUGAAAUCACUUUCAAUGGGACUCCUGGAGUCACUUUCAAUGGGACUCCUGGAGUCUGACUCCGACACCUCACAUCCCUUCAACAUCUCACCAUUUACAGUUGCCCGAAGGCGAACGAUCUACCAGAGACGCUGUUAUCUUCACUUUUGAGUUGGAGCAUAUAUGAUGAUUGCCCAAAAUUGA
Helianthus annuus (common sunflower) is the source of this 4493-nucleotide messenger RNA. RefSeq names its product putative disease resistance RPP13-like protein 1. The coding region runs from base 70 to 4083 and encodes 1337 amino acids. NCBI's taxonomy places the organism in Eukaryota, Viridiplantae, Streptophyta, Magnoliopsida, Asterales, Asteraceae. The transcript has 2 exons. The record is from RefSeq and is a predicted model, not a curated record. Gene Ontology annotation, molecular function: ADP binding. Gene Ontology annotation, biological process: defense response to other organism.